AUGGGCAUCUUUUCUCGAUUUGCUGCCUGUCCGGAGAAUACAGCAGGGACAAAGCAGGAUAUGGCUGUGCUCCGCUCUGAGAUACCGAUGGACUCGUCGGAAAAGGACGAGGAAAGGCCAGCAUCUGAUAAAGGGAAGCAAGAUGGCGUCAAGAAGGUUGAAGCUGCGGCAGCCGUUUGGACAAAAUGGCAUCUUGUAGCUGCGUUUGCCAAUAUUUGGCUCAUCUACUUCAUUCUCUCCAUCAUGGAAGUCGUUUUUCGCACGUUGGACCCUUUUGUUACUAGCACGUUUCAAAAGCAUUCUCUCACUGCGGCAAUGGGCAUCAUAUCCAGCAUCGUUGGCGGUCUUUCAAAGCUGGCCAUUGCCAAAAUCUUGGACACUGUCGGCCGGCCGCAAGGUAUGGCAUUGGCUCUGACCUUUUGGGUUAUGGGCAUGGUCAUGAUGGCCGCGUGUAAGAAUGUUGAGACGUACGCGGCAGCGCAAGUGUUUGCGCAAACUGGAUCACAGGGUGUGAGCUACUGUUUAACCAUCUUCAUCGCUGAUACAACGAGCCUUCUAAACCGCCCCCUCAUGCUGGCUUUUGCAACAUCCCCUUAUAUUGUCACCACCUGGAUCGGUGGACCGAUGGCCACGAGCGUCAUCAAAGGCCCUGGCUGGGAAUGGGGGUUUGGCAUGUGGGCAAUCAUCACACCGGUUGUGGUGCUGCCGCUGGUGCUCGUAUUUGCAUGGAACCAGAACAAGGCCGAGAAGAAGGGCCUGGCCCCAAAGAAUUCCAUUCGGGACAUCAGCCUCGGUGCUGUCAAGAGGUUCGCCAUUGACGUCGAUCUCAUUGGCCUGCUCCUUUUGGCUGCCGGCAUGGCACUGUUCCUCCUCCCAUUCGCAUUGUACCAGUACCAAGACGAUGGCUGGAGAAGCGCUCUUGUCAUCUCCAUGAUUGUCGUGGGCGGCCUUCUCAUCGGCGUCUUUGUGCUUUGGGAAAAGUUUGGCGCUCCAGUCACCUUUAUCCCACUGCGUCUCCUUGCCGACCGCACCGUCUUUUUCGCCGGCCUCAUGUUUCUCUUUGUGUUUGCCAACUCACUCAUCUGGGGGAGUUUCUUUACCUCUAUGCUGCUCGUUGUCUGGAACACGGGCGUGACCAAAGCGACGUACAUUUCCAACAUUUACAGGGUUGGAUCGUGUUUCUCUGGCCUGGUCAUCGGCUACCUGAUCCAUCUCACGGGGCGAUUCAAAUGGGUCGGCACCAUGUUUGCCCUGCCCCUGAUGCUCCUCGGCGUCGGUCUCAUGAUAUACUUUCGACGAGCCAGCCAAAGUCUCGGUUUUGUCAUCAUGACCCAAAUAUUUGUGGCCUUUGCCGGCGGCCCACUCGUUAUUGCCGGCGAAAUGGCCAUGAUGGCGCCUUCAGACCAUCAACAUGUUGCCGUCAUCAUUGCGAUCCUCGACUUGUUUUCUGGCGUUGGCAAUGCUAUUGGACGAGCAAUCUCAUCCGCAAUCUGGGCGGGGACAUUCAAGGACGCCCUGAGGAAGCGACUGCCUGCCGACGCGCCGAUUGAUAGCAUCUAUGGCAGUCUGCCUAUUCAGAUGAGCUAUGAACCCGGAUCAGAGGAGAGAAUUGCCAUUUCUGAGGCGUAUUCCGAGUCGCAGCGGUAUAUGCUGAUCACCAGCACAUGCUUUGUGGUAGUCGCCUGGGCGUGUACGUGGGUUUGGAGGGAUAUCAAGUUGAAGGACAAGAAGCAGACAAGGGGAUAUGUGGUGUAG
Molecule: messenger RNA, 1755 nt
Organism: Metarhizium brunneum ARSEF 3297
Lineage: Eukaryota; Fungi; Ascomycota; Sordariomycetes; Hypocreales; Clavicipitaceae
Product: MFS siderochrome iron transporter 1
Biological process (GO): transmembrane transport
Cellular component (GO): plasma membrane
Molecular function (GO): transmembrane transporter activity
Source: RefSeq, a predicted model, not a curated record